This is a messenger RNA of Equus quagga, 933 nucleotides long. RefSeq names its product olfactory receptor 8B12-like. Gene Ontology annotation, cellular component: membrane. The record is from RefSeq and is a predicted model, not a curated record. The coding region runs from base 1 to 933 and encodes 310 amino acids. Lineage: Eukaryota; Metazoa; Chordata; Mammalia; Perissodactyla; Equidae. Gene Ontology annotation, biological process: G protein-coupled receptor signaling pathway; sensory perception of smell. The transcript has a single exon. Gene Ontology annotation, molecular function: G protein-coupled receptor activity; olfactory receptor activity; odorant binding.
AUGGCAGCCCAAAAUUCUUCUGUGACAGAGUUUAUCCUACUAGGCUUAACAGACCAACCAGGACUCCAGAUGCCUCUCUUCUUCCUGUUUUCAAGUUUCUACAUGGUCACUGUGGUGGGGAACCUGGGCUUGGUAACUCUGAUUGGGUUGAACUCUAACCUACACAUUCCCAUGUACUUUUUCCUUUUCAACCUCUCCUUAAUAGAUUUCUGUUACUCUACCACCAUCAUCCCCAAAAUGCUGAAGAGUUUUGUCUCAAAGCAGAACAUAAUCAUGCAUGCAGGGUGCAUGACUCAACUAUUUUUUUUAUGCUUCUUUGUCAUCUCUGAAUCCUUCCUCCUGUCAGCAAUGGCAUAUGACCGCUAUGUUGCCAUCUGUAAACCACUGGUGUACACUGUCACCAUGUCUCUUCAGGUCUGUUUACUCCUCUUGUUGGGUGUGUAUGUGAUGGGAUUUUCAGGGGCCUUGGCCCAUACAGGAAACAUAGCAGGUCUGACCUUCUGUGCCAAGAACCUUAUUAAUCAUUUCAUGUGUGACAUCCUUCCUCUCCUUGAGCUCUCCUGCAACAGCACCUAUGUCAAUGAGCUGGUUGUUUUUGUAGUUGUUUCCAUUGGCAUUGGAAUGCCCAUUGUCACCAUCUUCAUCUCUUAUGCUCUAAUCUUCUCCAGCAUUCUCCACAUUCACUCCACUGAGGGCAAAUCCAAAGCCUUCAGUACGUGUGGCUCCCACAUAAUGGUGGUCUCUCUUUUCUAUGGUUCUUCAGCUUUCAUGUAUCUCAAGCCACCUUCUAUUUUGCCCCUUGAGAAAGGAAAAGUGUCCUCCCUAUUCUAUACCAUUGUGGUUCCCAUGUUAAACCCAUUGAUCUAUAGUUUGAGGAACAAGGAUGUCAAAGUUGCACUGAAGAAAACCUUGGGAAGAGAAAUAUUUUCUUGA